AUGGUAUGCAGUAGAUAUCCGAAAGAAUACAGAUACUACGAAUUCAUAUUGAAAAAAAAAUGUUUUCGAAAGUUAAAAAUAAACGUUUGGGAGAAAAAAUCAAAAGACAAACUUAUGAAAAAGGCUGAUUUGUACUUGAAACGUACAAUAUUACGUAAAUAUUUCGAUUAUUGGAUUGUUUUUUUAAAUCAAGUAUUGGUUAAGAAAAUUAACCAACGACUGGCAAAAACAUUUCACGAGGAAAAAAUCAAAAUAAAAGUUUUAGAUGCAUUUAUGAGAAACGUGGAAAAUAACAAAAUCAUUUACGAUAUAUUAAAAAGUAAAUCGGAUUUUAAUUUGAAAAAUAAAAUUUGGCACAGGUGGAAACAUUACGUAAUGAAACGUUGUUAUUUAAAUAAAUGGUUAGAUAAAUAUGACAAAUUAUGGAGAGAAAAAAAUAAAAAAAAUGAAUCAUCAGCUGAUGAUUUAUGUAAAAAAAAAUUAUUGUCGAAAAAUUUCAAUGCCUGGAUGUUGUUCAAAGAAAGAGAAAAAAUAAAAAAUAAUAACAUUAGAGAAUUUUCAGGAAAGGAAAUGGAAAAAAAAGCUUGUGAGUGGCGAAUAAAAUAUUUGAUUCGAUCAAACGUACAAAUCCUUCAUGAAAAAUUAAGGGAAAAAGAAAAAGAGCUGGAAAGGGAUUUAAUAAGGUUUUCUCCCAUUGGAAACAAUACACCACGUAUAAAAUAA
Molecule: messenger RNA, 723 nt
Organism: Pediculus humanus corporis (human body louse)
Lineage: Eukaryota; Metazoa; Arthropoda; Insecta; Psocodea; Pediculidae
Exons: 4
Coding region: 1-723 (240 amino acids)
Source: RefSeq, a predicted model, not a curated record